Messenger RNA from Symbiodinium pilosum, 1506 nucleotides. NCBI's taxonomy places the organism in Eukaryota, Dinophyceae, Suessiales, Symbiodiniaceae. The record is from the annotation of a GenBank genome assembly.
AUGCCGGCUUGGCUUGUUGUGUUCUUCAGCAACAUGUUCUUCGGAUGCGCAGGCUUCUCCAUCGUGUUGCCAACGCUUUGGCCGUACCUUCGGCAGAUGAAUGCCUCCACAGAAUUUCUGGCUGCAGUUGUGGCAGCUUACAGUGUUGGCGAGGGCCUGGGAGGAUGGACAAGCGGCUGGCUCUACAAUAGAUACCCGGAGCAUCCUAAAAGCCUCUUACUGGGUGGAAUGGGACUUGGCGUGUUGGCCGCACUUUUCUAUGUCCUGGCGCCGAUCUUCGGAACAGCUGCUAAGUUCGUGGUCCUGGUGGCUCGUUUCACGUCAGGCUUUGACAACGGGACCCGGCAGACCAUCGAGCAGACCUUCAUUGGAAGCAAGAUCUCGAUAGAGCACCAGACAUCUGUCUCUUCGCGCUUGUCCAGCUGCGCGAUUACAGGCAUCAUGAUGGGACCCGCCUUGGGAGCUCCCUUGCAAGCAGUCGACUGGAAGCUCCCGGGCCUGGUAGUGGAUGGGAACAACGGCCCUGGCGUUGUGCUGCUGAUUGUAUGCAUGAUGAACAUGCUUGUAUCAUGGCGCUUCUUCACCGUGGAGCCAGGCAAAACCAGUCAGCCAAGGCUACAAGCAAAUGAGUCCCGAGACCAGAAGUCCCAGCCCCCGAACCAGCGUGGACUCCUUGUUUGCUACAUGAUUUUCUUUGGCGUGAACCUCAACAUGGCAAGUUUGGAGACGGUGACGCCUAUACUCGCGCAGAGGCUGUAUGGUUGGGGUCCAUGCCUCAACCCAACUGAAUGCCCGUUUGAGGCCAGUCAGGUCUACGUCAACCUGUUGCUAAGCAGCGGCGGCGUCCUGAGCUUGGCCAUGGCUGCUUUGAUGUCGUUCUGCCUGGGUCCCUACAUCUUCCGUCGGGAAGUUGUUGCCAUCAGCUUGAGUCACGCAGUGUCAGUGCUGGUGAACCUGGACAACAUGGACUUUGGUGGAAGACUACCUGCUAGCCGAUUCGUCGUAGACUACCUGCUAGGAGCCUUUUUUGGAGGCCUUGCCCGAGGGCCGGGGGUGUCGUUGAUGACGCAGAUCAUUGGCCCUCAUCCCAAAGCGGCCUACAUGGGCCUGCUGUUUGCAAUCGGUGCAGUGCCCCGCAUCGUGGGGCCGUUUCUGUUUGUGGAGCUUCUACAGAUCCCGGCACCUUCGCGAACAGCAGAGUUUGCCUUUGUCUAUCAGGGUUCUGUCCCGCGCACCUGGCUACUGUACGGCUGCCAGAUGGUGGUCUUCCUGACCAUUUUCCUGAGCGUCCAGAUCUUCAGGAAAGACCUGCAGCCCCACCCGAUGCACGGGGAUGCCAUUUCUGCUGGCGGCAUCCGUGAACCGCUGUUGAAGCAAGAGGCUUCUCCAGCACAUGCUGAUGUCAUUCCCAACACGCCGUCGUUGGUGAGAGAGGGCAUCGCCAGCUUCGAGGAUUUGACGAGGAAUGCGAGCUCCCGUAGCCUGAUUGGUGGGGCAGCUGUCUGA